CAGUCCACCUGCUUGCGGUUCGAUUUAUGUGGUCUACUCAAUUUUGGCUCCCUCUUACGAAAGCCAAAAAUUGAGCUGUCUUUUGGCUCCCUCUUAUAAGUGCUUAACUCUCUCUAACCUUUUUUUCUAUCAUUUUCUUUAACUUGUUUUCGUCAUUUCCUCAUAACUUAAUAAAUGUCACACACUAAAUUGUCAUCCACAAAAUUUUAGAUGGAUCCAAAUUACCAGUCCACCAAUUGAAAAACGGACAAAGAAUUACUUAGCUUGUGUCAAUAAAAAAAAAUAUAUACUUAGUUUGUUGAUCCAUUUUUUUCCUUUCAUUUGAUCAUCCACAAUCAGAAAAAUGGCAGGCAUUGCAGCUAGUGGAAUAGUUCUUGAACCACUAACAAGAGACAACUACGAUAACUGGAGCUGUUUGGUGAAAAACUAUCUUGUGGGGCAUGAUCUGUGGGGCGUUGUUGUUGAACCGAUUCCUACUGCUGACGAAAGAGAUCAGAUAUGGAAGAUGAAGAAUGGGAAGGCUUUGCAUAUUAUUCAACUAGCAUGCGGAUCUGAGAAUCUUGCACAUAUUACACAUUUUCAUACUGCCAGAGAUGCUUUCAAUUAUUUUCGUGCAGAAUCUUAUACCAGGGAAUCGAUAUUCCAAUCAGAUAUUGAGCAAGGUGUGGUAGAUGAUAGUCUCCAUCAAUAUAAAUCACUCCAUAGAUUUAUUGAGAGCGGUAAUUGGAAUGAUGCAAAAGCAUUCAUGAAAAGGGAUGAAACAUCUAUGUUUUCUAAGUCUUCUUCGGGAAGGACCAUUGUACGCAUUGGCACGCAUUGGCACGCAUGCCUCAUGUAUUCCCAAGUAGCAGCACAUAUGGAUUUAUCCAAGGAUUCCUUUACAAAGUUUUGAGAUUACCCGAAGAGCAUUACUUACAUCGGAUAAUUACGACUCAAAAGGGAAAACAACUCAAAACAUAUUUCGCAGGUCGAAGGGCAGGUCAAAUACUUAAACAUAUUAUCAUCUUAUUUCAGAAUUUAGUGUUAUUAAAGUUGUCAGGAAUAAGAGAAAUAUAUAAUCAGAAAAUAAACCACCGUCGAGUCCUUGAAAUAUUAGAUUGCUGGUCCGAAAAAAUUCAAGAAUUUAAGGAAUCUGAACCGAGAGAGGCUUCAGCAUUGGAUGCAAUGUUGCAGGCAGCUAAGAAUGGAAAUAUUGAGUUCAUAGAUGCAAUGAGGAAAGCUAACCCUGACUUGUUAUGGGCCAUUGAUAAAAAUAGAAGAGGCAUAUUUUCACAUGCAAUUUUGAACCGUAGAAAAGCUGUUUUCCAACUCAUACAUGACCCAACUGUAAUUGGAUCUAAUGGACCAAUGGAGAUUGUUAGCUCUAGAAAAGAUGUAUUUGGUAAUUCGUUGUUGCAUCUGGCAGGAUAUUUAGAGCCUUCCUGUAGUCAACGCAGAUAUAGUCCAGCUCUGCAAAUGCAAAAGGAAAUUUUAUGGUUUAAGACAGUGGAAUCAGCAGUGCACCCCAAGUAUAAGGAAGCCAAAAACAACGAAGACAAAACUCCUCGUGAGGUAUUCACCGAAAAUCACGAGAAGCUAGUGAAAGAAGGGGCAACAUGGGCAAAAGAGACAGCAGAAUCAUUUACACUUGUGGCUACACUUAUCACAACCAUCAUGUUUGCUGCAGCUUUCACUGUCCCUGGUGGAAACAAUCAAGACAGUGGAAUUCCCCUCUUCUUAAAGGACAAAAUGUUUAAUGUGUUUAUAAUAGCAGAUGCAAUAUCUCUUUUCACUUCAUCAACUUCAGUCCUUCUCUUCAUUGGAAUUCUCACAGCGCGUUUUGCAGAAAAGGAUUUCCUAAAGUCUUUGCCGCUUAAGUUAUGUUUCGCCAUCUUUGCACUUUUUCUCUCGGUGGUGUCUAUGAUGGUUGCUUUCUGUGCUUCACUUGCCAUGCUCUUGAAGGGAAAUCAAGGAGUCAUAAUAACAACAAUUUCAUUAGCCAGUAUUCCUGUUAUUGUUCUUGUACCUUCACAGUUGGAACUCUUCUUUGAGAUUUUCAAGUCCACGAUAUUAUCCGAUUGAAUUUAGUACUAGUGGUACUACAUUCACUUCCAAAAAAUCAAGAACUUCUACAAAUCAUUUAUCUAAACAUACAAUCCAUCGGGUAAGAGAUACUCUUGAUUGUAUCAACAACCUCUGUAAUCGAAGCUUCUUUCUGUGAAAAUUUUUAGUCAUUGUUUGCUUUCCAUAAUGACUACACCAUUGUGCGCCAGACCAACAACAACCCCUUGGUAAUCUUCUUGCUAUGGUCACCCCAAGCCAUGGAAAGAUUUGAUACCACACUUUGGCUAGCGAACCUAUAUCCAUUGAUUUUCUAUGAUCGUGUGUAUGUGAGAAACUAUUAUUUGUAUUAAAAAUACGAUGAAUGAUUGCUUUGGUAAUUGGGGUUGAAGAACAA
Messenger RNA from Medicago truncatula (barrel medic), 2437 nucleotides. Its product is annotated as ankyrin repeat-containing protein ITN1. The transcript is spliced from 6 exons. Gene Ontology annotation, cellular component: membrane. NCBI's taxonomy places the organism in Eukaryota, Viridiplantae, Streptophyta, Magnoliopsida, Fabales, Fabaceae. The record is from RefSeq and is a predicted model, not a curated record. Bases 826 to 2061 code for a protein of 411 amino acids.